Molecule: messenger RNA, 2108 nt
Organism: Maniola jurtina (meadow brown)
Lineage: Eukaryota; Metazoa; Arthropoda; Insecta; Lepidoptera; Nymphalidae
Gene: emc
Biological process (GO): circadian regulation of gene expression; cell differentiation; negative regulation of transcription by RNA polymerase II
Cellular component (GO): nucleus; cytoplasm
Molecular function (GO): protein dimerization activity; transcription regulator activity
Source: RefSeq, a predicted model, not a curated record
AUGUUAUUGGGCUGGAUUGCCGCAGCCUCCGAAACCUGUCGCCGCGACAAGUGGAUGCCGUCACGACAAAGUGCGUGUCACGAGCGCAACGGCCUUAGCCAGGGCCGCCCAACCUCAGGCAGACGCCGCCGUGCGCCGCCAUGGGAAAAUCAGGCUUCGCCGCCCCCUCCGCGCGCCCAUUGGUCGCCCCGGCCCGCCCCGCGCCCCACCCGCGCCCAUAAAUACGACGUCGCACCGUGCAUCUCUUCAUUCCUCACCGGCUACUCGUGUAGAACGCGUAACGCGCCGCGAAAUCCGUACGUUUCCUACCAGUGUUCGUGUUUAGUGACCAUCACGAUGAAAGCAAUAACUGCUGUGUGCGCGACCGGAGCGUCCGUGCCGGCGAUCGCCAGCGGACGAGUCCAGAGGCAUCGGGACGGCGAAAACGCUGAAAUCCAGAUGUACCUUUCCAAAUUACAAGACCUGGUUCCAUUCAUGCCAAAGAACAGGCGGAUCUCGAAGCUGGAGGUCAUCCAGCACGUGAUCGACUACAUCUGCGACCUACAAUCAGCUUUGGAGAAUCAUCCUGCCGUGGGCCAGUUCGAGGCCGAGGCGGCGUUGGCGCCUGCGUGCGCCUCACCCCCCAGGCCGCGCCGCCGACCGCUCGGACCCCGGCCCGCGCCCAACACCAUCCUCCCCGCUGACAAGGCUGUCCCCUCAUCACACCACUCUAGCCACACGACUCCAGAAAAACAAGAUCAACCGGACAGGCCGAUGUCGUGUUAAGUGAUAAAUAUAGUUUGUAAGGACAUUUUUAUUAAUGGUGAACUUCAAUACCUCGAGGUGCAAGGGAAGCGCUCCGCGGGAGAAGUACGGCAGCAGUACCUCAGAUAAGGAGCCUCCUGCAUCAGUUCCAGUGAACUUCAUCUCACGAUGAUAUCCUAAGUACGAUCUCGUUAAGAUCAAUGUAAUACGUUAAUUUAAUUAUUUCGUGGCAUUACGUGCAGAAGACUUGAGCAUUGCAAUGCAAUCGGCCGCCUCGGUUGUCCACCGACGACGGUGGGGCGCCAAGGCGGUGUGUUUUGUUAUAAUGUUAAUGUAAAAAGCUUUAUUAGUUGUUAAUGUAGGUUGGUGUACGUGAACGUGUUUGUAAAUAAUAAUGUUGAGUGGUUUGCGACAUCUAGACAAUUUUCGGUAUUUUCUUCAAAAAAUAACUACACGGUACUUUUCUCAUAUCAUACAAUAAAUAGUAUGCAAUAAAUGUUUCCUUCGAUCCCUCAAUUUUUCACAAAGACAAAUGUUUCUUUAAUUAGGUAUUUUUUAGUUUUAAAACGAUGCUUCCAUUUAUAUCAAAGACGUAAAUCAAUUCAAAGUUGAUUUACCUAUAUAAUUAUAUUAUUUUAAGUUAAAAUUUUUGAGUGUGAUUAUGCAUGGCGAUUUUGUUGCUCUUAUAGAUUAUGAAAAUAUAAGUUCUAAACGCAAAAUUUCUUUUAUUAAUUUAUCGUUCUGCGUUUAGUACAAAUAAUUGUAAAUACCUAGUUUAUGUAAUAAUAUUGAAAAUUAUAUAAAAAUCUAGCAAAAAAUUAUCAAAUUUAAAACCUUUUAUGAUUUUAUAUUGAAUUUAAGGUGAAAAUGCUUUAAUUAUCUUAUAUAACCCUUAUUAAUUAUGGUGUAUUAUGAUUUUAAACGACUGUUAUAGUUUUAGUUAUUUUCGGGUUGCGUUGUAAAUGGUGACAAAUUGUAUUGUUAAUAGAAUAUGACGUACAUAAUAUAUGUGUUGGGAAUGGGGUAAAGCCGAUUCACAUUAUGGAAAUUGCGAUAUUUAUGUAUAAAGAAAUCGUGACCACUCUGUGUUUCUCCUAACAAAGAUGAGAACGUAGGUAUCUUUGGUUGCAAUGGCUUCAAAGUCUGCUCUUUUAAAUAGCUACUACAAUUUCCAUAAUGGAUCGUCUUCUCCCUAAUUACCAAUUUUUGACCACACCUUACAACUAGUAUUCAAUCCUCGUCACAAAAUAUUAGACGACUGAUUCAAAAGUUUUUGAACUAUCUUUCAAUUUUUAUAUUACUUCAAAUUUGCACUGAUUUAUGUAUAAUGAAAACAACAGAAAAUAAAAAGCAUUAUUGAAUUA